Molecule: messenger RNA, 5468 nt
Organism: Hippoglossus stenolepis (Pacific halibut)
Lineage: Eukaryota; Metazoa; Chordata; Actinopteri; Pleuronectiformes; Pleuronectidae
Gene: htr2aa
Product: 5-hydroxytryptamine (serotonin) receptor 2A, genome duplicate a
Exons: 3
Coding region: 725-2260 (511 amino acids)
Biological process (GO): chemical synaptic transmission; G protein-coupled receptor signaling pathway, coupled to cyclic nucleotide second messenger
Cellular component (GO): plasma membrane; dendrite
Molecular function (GO): neurotransmitter receptor activity; G protein-coupled serotonin receptor activity
Source: RefSeq, a predicted model, not a curated record
CACACAUCAGAUAUCAUGUUCAUCAUCCCUCUCUGUGUCUCUGUGCAGGGAUGAGUUGAGACAUCAAGGACUCUCCAGGAUCUUCACACAUGUGAACAGGCGUUUAGUUCAGAUCCCACCUGUUCACAUGAUGCUUCUUCACUCAUGGAAAAGAUGCGUUUACAGUUUUACGAUGAAAAGAACAAACAUCUUUGGUGAAAAUCAAAGACUGAAGGUCGUGGUUGGUCCGUGUGAAGAGACGGAAGUGAGAUGAUGUUUUUAUCAUGACCUCCGGCUUCAAAUGGAUUCUAUGAUCAGAAGAUGAGAGUUUUCCUUUUCUUUACAAGACAUGUGAGUCAAAGUCAGUCCAACGUUUGGUUUGGUCCACCUAGAAGACACACAACACACACACACACACACACACACACACACACACACACACACACACACACACACACACACAACAUUGUCCUGUGAGACUGAGCAGCUGAGUCCAGGAUCUAUCUCUGAUCUGUGGAGACGGACCUUUGACAGACAGAGUUUCCUCUGAGACACUGGAGUAAAUAAGUGAUGAUAUUUCAUUUCAUUUCAUUGCUCCUGUGAUGAAAAGUCUUUUAUUAUUGAAAUUCACCGAGAGGAAAAGCAAAGGGAUUAAAUGAUGACAAGACUUUCCUCCUUCCUGCUCCACUCUGACCCAUUUUCCAUGCGGCCGUCCUGAGGCGUCUCGUGUCUGACGCUCGACACCAUGAACCUUCGUGGUGGAAAUGUGUCAGGGUUGAUCUCUUACACCGUCAGAGCCGUGACCACGUUUGAGUCCGACCCGUGGCCUCCACGUGGAUUCCAGGAAAACUCCCUGCAUAUCAAUAACCUGACAAACUCAGGGUGUCGUGGAAAUGAUGUGGUGUAUAACGGCAUGGACGCACAGCUGGGGAACUGGUCUGCACUAAACACUGGAGGAGUUGACAACGAGGAGGGCGACAGGAUUUAUGGGUCUCAGUGUCCGCCCCGAGUGAUGGCGGGGGAGAAGAACUGGGCAGCGCUGCUGAUCUUGAUGGUCAUCGCCGUCACGGUCAUGGGAAACAUCCUGGUGAUCCUGGCCGUCUCCCUGGAGAAGAAGCUGCAGAACGCCACAAACUAUUUCUUGAUGUCACUGGCAGUCGCUGACAUGCUCCUGGGCAUCCUGGUCAUGCCGGUUUCCAUGGUGACCAUUCUGUACGAUUACGGGUGGCCCCUCCCCUCUGACCUUUGUCCCAUCUGGAUCUACCUGGACGUCCUUUUCUCCACAGCGUCCAUCAUGCACCUGUGCGCCAUCUCUCUGGAUCGAUACAUCGCCAUACGAAACCCGAUCCACCACAGCCGCUUCAACUCCCACAACAAGGCCCGAGUGAAGAUCAUGGCAGUGUGGACGAUCUCAGCCGGGAUCUCUAUGCCGAUUCCUGUGCUGGGACUCACAGACCACUCCAAGGUGUUCAAAGAUGGCAGCUGCCUGCUGACAGAUAACAACUUUGUGCUGGUCGGCUCCUUCGUGGCGUUCUUUGUGCCCCUCACCAUCAUGGUCGUCACAUACUUCCUGACCAUCAACGCCCUGCGGAAUGAAGCCACCCUCUGUCUGGACCAGCUGGUGCCGCGGCCCAAAUGGAGCACCACGUUCACCUUGAGCUUUUUACCGCAAACCUCGCUGUCUUCUGAAAAACUCUUCAGACGCUCGCUGAGCCGCGAGGCCGGCGGCAGGGGGAGCAGCGGCGGCCUGGGAGGCGAACGUGGGAGCGUCUCGGGCUCGCUGUUCGGACGCCGCACCAUGCAGUCGAUCAGCAACGAGCAGAAGGCGUCCAAGGUCCUGGGGGUGGUUUUUUUUCUCUUUGUGGUCAUGUGGUGUCCGUUCUUCAUCACCAAUGUGCUGGUGGUGGUGUGCGACCCGGAGGUGUGCGACGCAGGACUCAUGGGAGGUCUGCUGAACGUCUUCGUCUGGAUCGGAUAUUUGUCCUCCGCCGUCAAUCCGCUGGUCUACACAUUGUUCAACAAGACGUAUCGUGCAGCUUUCCUGCGCUACGUUCGCUGCCAGUACCAGCCGCCAAAAAAACCUCUGCAGCUCAUACUGGUGAACACCAUCCCGCCGCUGGCGUUCAGCUCCACCCACCUGCCUCUGGGCGAAAUCGCAAAGUUACGAAAUGGAGCUGCGCUCUCUAGUGGUGAAGUGAGGGACUUCUCUUUACCCGGGAAGGAAAUAUUAUCGUGUAAGUCGGACAAAAGCCCAAAAGACGGGGAUGAAAGCUGCGUGUGACAGUGAAACUCUGAGCUAAUCAUGGAUCAGACCAUUUAACCUCUGUGGUCACUUCUUUCUUCUGAGAGCAAAGACUUUAUAGGUUUUAAAGACAAAGUUCCACAGACAAAGUGCCUCCCCGUCUGGAUUAUAGAAUCACUGAGGUCCCGACGUCUUCAGAAAACUGGGAUUAUCGUAAAAAGCUUCAUCUUUCAGAGCAGCUUGAAACGUUCUGAUCCUCGUUAUCAGUCUGGAUCCAGUUUCUAUAUUAAAACACAGAAACCUUCUGAUAACCAUCCACCCCAGAAUAAAGUCAUCAGAGAUCGUUUCAUGUAAAAAUCCCUGAAGUCUUGGGUUUUGGUCUCGGUGCCGUUUCAAAGCUUCUGCCAGAAAAUCACAUUAGUCCUGGAAAGUUUUCCCUCGUUUUUUAAAGAGAUUGACUCGAUCGAUAUCUUCCAGUUGGAUCAUGAAAUGACGAAGAAGAAAAAGAGGAACAGUCGAUGCAAAUGAUGCAAAAAGACACUUUUAAUAGAAGCGCUUCAGAAAAAAAGUAUAAAAUAAGGCUCAUUUCAUUUCAUUCAGCUGCAGUGACCUCAGAUGCUCCUUCAUCCUCUGGCUCCCCAGCCUCAGCCUCCUCUACCUCCCAUCGAACCUUCGGGUGGAUCAGCCAGGAUGAGACUGGAUUUCCUGCUGCUCGGUCAGAUCUUAGUGUCGGAGACGUGGAUCAGGAGGAACCGGACAAAAGGCUCCGGCUGCUGCUGUGUUUUCUGAUGGAAACAAAAACAUUGUGUGAAAGACGACGUUAGAGAGAGACAGCGAAAAAUGAAUUUAUAUUUGUAUUUUGUGAAUAUUUGUACAUGAUGAUCUUUGUUCCUGAUGUGAUGCCGUGUGAUGAUUGUAAAACGAGUUUGCAGGAAACGAGAGGAUUCAAGUGCAAAUGUGUUUGUUGUUAAAGUCACUUUUUAUUGUGUUGUAACUGACGGUCAGUCGGUAGAUGUUUAAACAUCAUUUUAAAAUGUGAUGAUAUUGACCUGCUGUAUCAGAACUGACAAGCUGGAGUGAUGAGUGACGGUGCGUUUUGCCAUGGAUGUAUCAUCACAAUACUUCACAAUACUUCAUAAUACUUCACAAUACUUCAUAAUACUUCACAAUGCAUUUUGAAACAUAAGAACCUGUGGCAGCGUCAGGACGAUGCUGGUCACGUGAACACAUCCUGUACACGGCUCCGGAUCCGACCGAACGUUGAAUGAAUCGUUGUCGUUAAACUUUAACAAUAAGUCAGGCACAAUAAAACUGAUUGUUUUUAGUAUCUGAGAAAAGUUUUACUGACAGGAAACCCCCCAAAAAGUCUUAGGACUAAAUCCUUAAACUUUAAAAAAUAAAAGAAUAAUAAUCACCAACAUCCAACAAACAACAGAAGGUUAAUCGGUCAAAAUGAACAAAGAAGACUUACAGACACAUUAUAACCAGCAGGGGGCGAUGAUACAACUUUUACAAUCAGUGACAAUCAGCGACAAACAGAAUUAAUCUUAUCUGCAGACUGAGGUGUCACAUCAGCUGUUUCACUUAUGUCUUGUAUAUUAUCGUCGUCUGCGACAAAUGUUUUUAUUGCAGUACAGCGUUUGGCCACUGGGACAAAUCAGCACUUCACACAGUUCUGCUGCUUUCACACAAAACGUGAGAUGAAUCUUCGCUGCGUCAUUCACACAAGUUUAACGCAGGAUGAUUUGUUUUUAGUAAACACAACGCGGUACUAUUCGUCCACUCUCCUCCAGUAAAGAGGAGGAGGCUGAAGGGACCACAGCUGCUGCUUGAACCUGUUGUUGAAACGCCAGAGAAUCAGCAGCGUCAUGUGAAGGUCCAGUAGACCACCAGGGGGCGCACACAACUCAGGGAAUUUGAUCCUGAGGCCGGUUUGAUGACCUGCUCGCUCAGGUUGGUGCCAGAAUCUGUCUCGAUCAGUUUCAUCCUAAAUGCUGAUCGGGUUUCGCGACAUUGCAUCAUUCAAAUCUUUCGCUCAAAUUCUAAUAUUUUAACUCAAGAGGAUGAACUGAAAGAUUUGCAUCCUUACGUCUCGAUCCUGUUGCAUCACACAGACAAGGUGCACACAUCAGUCCCACACAGUGCAUCCAUGGCUCGUUCAGUGGCGACCAGCGUUAACAGAAAACCAGGAAGAAACAGGAAGUGUGGCGGAGGAGAAGAGGUGGAAUGUAAAUGUAAAGAAGAAAAAGGUUUCACAUAUAUUGGAAGUGAACUGAGACCAGAUGUCUAACGUCACAGGAUCCAGGUUGAUAAGUUUACUACAACAGUCUUUUUAGAAACAGUUAAAAUGUUCUACUUUAAGAAUCAUCAGUCACUUUGUGAAGCAGCGGCUCAUCCCAGAGGUCAAAGUUCAGCUCAGGGUUCACGUCAGGAAGAGUCGACGCUCGUUCCACUGAAUAAAGUCUGAGAAACGAGGAAGAAGCAGGAAACGUUCUCAUCUGAACAGCAGGUGAACGUCAGAGGAAGAAAGAGAAACACUCAGCAGGCGUCUGCUUCAGAUUUACAUUCAGCAGAGCAGCUGUUUCUUCUUUACAGGAACAAGACUUGGUCUCUGUUUGUCCAGUGAACCAAACUGGUUCAAACGAGAUGCGCAGCACCAAAGUCCUAUUAGAUAAUCACACAUGAUCAAUAUCUUGUGGAAAGACGUUAAUGCAGAAAAUGAUUCCUGCUGAUCAUGAGCAGCAACGAUUUCAUUAUGACAUUUGAAGGUGAAAAUAAAACCUGAAUAUCUGAGCAUCUGAAGUCGUUAGAGCUGCAUCAACACAUUCAGUACUUUAUCAUCACAAGAUAUUUAUUGUGUUAAAACCGUUAACGGGACUUUAGCAGAUUCAUAGUAUUCACAUUUGUUUCUGUGGGGAAAUAUACUCACAAUAUUUGAAAUAUCUGUGUCAUCUUAGUUUUUUUUAUCCUUCAUGACGAAGGUUUCAGAGUGUGUGUGUGUGUGUGUGUGUGUGUGUGUGUGUGUGUGUGUGGUGCAGCUGUGUUUUAAAUCUUGUUCCAGUAGAACCUACCAGACGCAGUGUUUCUGUUUGUGAAGGAUGUGAAGUGGACCAUCAGCUCCUCGCUGCUGACCACUGGUUCCUGCAGCUCCGUCUGUUUCGAUGUUUGAUGGUCACGUCUCUUUUCCAUGUGUGGAUCAGUUUCUGCCUCUUUGUUUUCAAAUCAGAGUAAAAAGAAAGAAUAUGAA